UACAAUUAGGACCCAUCCAUACACUCACCGACUGAUUCCAGUUUGUGCAAUUGCUGUUCUGAGGAUCGCCCACGCCUUCCACGCAACAUGUCCAAGCUCGGUGCUCUCUUCGCCCUGAGCUGCCUGCUGGCCUUGGCCUUGGCCGAGCCACGCCUUCAGCAGCGCCAGCUCCUCCGCCAUCAGCAGCAGCAGCAGCAGCAUCUCCAGCAGCAGCACCCGUAUCUCUUCCUGUCCAUACCCAGUGGUCUACCCAAUGCUGGUGCCGUUGUCCAAGGCUUUGAGAUUGUUGAGGAGUCCGAUGAUGAUGACGACGACGACGUGGCGCAGCCUAUCCAUCCUAAGGAUGAUGAUGAUAAUGACGAUGAUAAUGGUGAGGAGCUCAACGACGACGAUGAGGAUGAGCUGGAGCACCAGCUGGGCCUCAACUUUGCGCGCCACGGCCAGUUGGUUCUGCUUAACAACAAGAACAAGAACAACUUCCAGGAUGACGAGGAUAUCGAGGAUGAUGAUGAUGAGGACGAUGAGCCUGUCCAGGCCUUGGUUAACCUCCGCAAGACCCCCAACCUCAACCUCAAUCUGAACCAGGCCAACGGCCAGCCCAGCGGCCAUCAGCUUCUGAAGAACGCAAAGCCCACCCAAAUGGUGAUCCCCAGGGAUCAGGCUGGUGCCAUCAUGGUGCCCGACGGCAUCAUUGAGAUCGAGGGCCAGAGCGUCGUCGAUGAGAAAACUGGCAAGGCUGCCCUUCUCGUACCCCGUGCCGCUCUUGAUGCCAUUCCCGACGGCGCCGUCGUCGCCCUCAUGGAGCGCUCGGCCUCCGCCGCCGACUCCGAUGCCGUCGAGGAGGAGCGCGCCAACCGCGUCGUUGUCCGCCGCCGCAAGAAUAACGGACGUCGCAAUAUUCGCCGUCGCGGCUCAAACGGACGUCGUCGUCGUCGUCGUGGUGGUGCCUCCGGCAACAGGAGACGCCGCGUCGGUGGCAACCGUCGGCGUAACGUACGCGUAAUCCGACCCACCGGCAACCGGCAACGCGGCCAGCGACGCCGCGGGGGUCAAGUCGUCCUGCAGGGCUAACGACGCCGUUUACCAGGAGGAUUGUGGAUUUAGGAGAGAGGUCCUUUCUCUGACGAUCCCAUUUCCAUAGUAUUAUAGUUAAGAGCUAAGCCGAACCUCUGCACCUGACAAGAAAUCUGCGAAAAAUUGAUAACGAUUUGAUGACGAAA
This is a messenger RNA of Drosophila miranda, 1220 nucleotides long. RefSeq lists its product as uncharacterized. NCBI's taxonomy places the organism in Eukaryota, Metazoa, Arthropoda, Insecta, Diptera, Drosophilidae. The coding region runs from base 88 to 1071 and encodes 327 amino acids. The transcript has a single exon. The record is from RefSeq and is a predicted model, not a curated record.